Messenger RNA from Durusdinium trenchii, 4089 nucleotides. The record is from the annotation of a GenBank genome assembly. NCBI's taxonomy places the organism in Eukaryota, Dinophyceae, Suessiales, Symbiodiniaceae.
AUGGAACGCUCUCAGGACCUCUUCAGUGGAGAUCCCCCUGUGGUCCGAGUGCUUCGAGAGGAGCUACAGCUGCUGAGAUCCUUGGCAACACUUGUGCGCAAGGAUUUGAUGCGCUUGCGCGACAUGCUGGUCGCCAAGAUCGACUUCAUGGGUGAGAUGGAAGAGGUCUUGCAAUGUAUUCGGGCCAAUGCGGUGCCUUCACGGUGGCAGAAGAGGUCGUUCCCAUCCUGCAGGCCUCUCUCCGUUUGGCUCAUUGGUUUGAAGAUCCGCGCGCAGUGGCUGGAAGCCGCAUGGGGCCAACGGGGCCACGAGCCGUUGUGUUACCGCCUGGAUUUGUUUUGGCGACCGCGGUUACUGUUGCUUUCACAUCUUCGAGUAGCAGCUCAGAAAGAAAACAUAUCGUUGGACUCCUACAGCUUCAAGCAUAAGGUCCUCGAUCGGAUCGAGGAAGAGGAAGAUGUCCAGGACCACCCUGCCUCUGGGCUCUAUGUUGUGGGUAUUUUCCUGAAGGGUGCAUCAUGGGAGCGGAAAAGAGCAAGAUUGGUCGAUCACCGUCCGGAGGAGCUUUUCUAUAAGAUGCCGGUGAUCCACUUCAUCCCCUCCGCAAACUACAAGCCGAAGCUUUAUAAGCACUACGGCCUCCCAUUCUUCCAUGCCGAGCACUUCUGCAAACUCUCUGCUGAUGGGGAAGAUAGCAACUUCAUCACUGAGGUUCUCUUGCGUUCAGAUCGCCCAAAGGAUUGCCUCCUGAAGAGUGUGGCGCUCUUCUGUGAGUUGGCUUCGUCCAUGACGGCAUUCUGUGGCAGUGGCAGGUCUCCGCUGGCCACAUCAGACCUGAUCAAGACACAGCGAUGGCUAGGUAGCAACUUCUUCCUCAACUUUCAGCAUGCUGAUCAAGAGGAAAAUGGCGGAGAUGAAGAUGAUCUCCCGGUGGACGUGGAAAAUUGGUACGUGGACUUGGAGCAACUUACGUCGUCAGUGCUGCGUCACAGCGGGGGUGAUUCGAGGCAAAGGCCCAUGAGGAAGUUGAAGGUUUGCAUUGACAACAAGAUCAACGUUGGGAAGUGGUAUGAUGUGACUCGCAAUCUGAUGGCCACCAGCAUGGAAGAUCUCUACGAUACCCAGUGCAAGGUGACAGAACUGGAUAUGCAGAAGAAGCCAGCCUUGAGGAUCUUCGCUUGGGAUAUCGAGUGUACCAAGGAGCCCUUGAAGUUCCCGGACUCCGCACGGGAUCGCAUCACGAUGAUCUCCAUCAUGGUGGUCUCUGCAGAUAUCGAGCCGCUGGAAUACACUCCGAAACCUGAGUACGAAGGCAUAUUCCAGACCUACAAUGAGGAAGAUGAGGUCAGCUUCAACGGGGACUUCUUCGACUACCCCUUUGUCAUUAAUCGCGCCAAGGCUUACAACAUGGAUUGGUGUGAAGAGGCGCCUCUUCUGGCCCGGUGCGGUGCUUUAGCCGGAAGAGUGGAAGGGGAACGGGGAAGACGUGUUUACCUCGCGGUUGCAGCAGCGAUGGCGCGGAUGCCGGGGAUGAGGGGACUGAGAGUGAAACAGGUCCCUGGUUUGCUGAGGGACCUCUACGAGAAGCGUGUGGAGGGGGAGGAUGUGCUUUGUGGAAUCGUCAUCCAUCGGCGAAACUACCCGGAUGUCACCUGGCUCUCCAUUGUGGAAGAGAAGGGGCCUCCGAUCGCCGCGCCGCGGGAGCUUUGGCGGACCGUGAAGUUAGGUCAGGAGCCUGCGCAGCGGCCUGCCGCACUGCGAGCCAUCCGAUCCCUCCCGGUCGAUGCGCAUGGACCUUCUGGCAGUGAUGCGGUCAGCGAGCGUGCUGAAGCGGUGGCAGAGUUCUUUCUCAAGGAUGCUGUUCCUAGUCUCCUCUCUCCAUCUUCUCAUGUGUUGGAUGUCGCUGGUGGCACUGGGCUACUGGCCUUGGCCUUGGCACGUCGCGGCGUGCGCUGCACCGUGGUGGACCCGCGGAAGGCGGCUGGGAUCCGUGCGCAGCGUGCCUGGUUCGGCGGCCGCCCGGUGGGCGCGGACGACUCCUUCGGCGGGGCCGAGGAUGUGCUGCCGAGCAUCGGCGAGGAGUCCGAGCUCGUGUCGCUCGAUGCGUCGGACAUGUGGAGGCGCAACUGCUCGGGCUUCGUGGCGUUGCAUCCGGAUGAGGCCACUGAGGCAGUGGUGGAGGCCGCGCUACGACUGCAACGACCUUUUCUGGUGGUGCCCUGUUGUGUUUUCGCUCGACUCUUCCCACAUCGCCGGCUCGCUGAUGGGAGACAGGUGACCAGCCUUCCGGAAUUCCUGGACUUCCUACAGUCCAAGCAUCCAUCCAUUCGUAAGGAACAGUUGCCCUUCGAGGGCGCCAACCAGGCCCUUUGGUCUGACGGGAAAUAUUGCUUCGACUUGCAAAAGAGUGGCGCACGGCAGCAUGCAGAGGAUGGCAACGAGGCGAGGUGGAAACUGCUCACCUUUGCAUCUUGCACCUGCAAAGUCCAGUGCUGGAAGCUUAGCUUCGAUCGGUUCAGACAUGCCUGGAUCGAAGUGCCACUACAGAGCUUGGAUUAUGAGACUGCUGCGAGCAAUGCUAUGCUCUCCUAUGCAGGAAGCGAAAACACAUCAGGUGAAGGCCUUCUUGUGCUUGGCCAGGUGAAGCUGCAUCCAGACUUUGCCAAGAUCUGGCCGUUGGUGGUGCGCUUCUGGUACGGCUUGCCGGUCACUGUGGAGAGCUUCGAGACGGCAGUGGAGCUCCGGAAGAUCGCGCAAUACUAUGAGGCAGACGAGUUGAAGAGCUACACCUCUCAGCUCAUCUUUGGUGCCACUCCCACUGCGCCACGCAUGGCCAUGCUGGUGGACAGCCUCGGCUCCUUGGAUAGAGACUCGGAGUUGCCAGUGGUAGGAAUGAUGAAUUUCCGAGGCUUUGAGGAAGACUUGAUGGAGCGCGCUUGGGCAUACCUGGAGGCGUUUUGCUUGUCACGGAACAUGAAGAACAACGGAACGCUGAGCCUGAAAGGAUAUGCAGCCCGAUGGCUCUGCCGCUCCGCACCUCUUCGACCCGCCAUGGCCGGACACAACGUCACGCUGCGCUCCGCGACCUCCGGCGCCACGGUGGGCGCCUGGGACUUCGAAGCGCUCGUGGGUGCGCAGGAGCCGUGGCUCACGGUGAGGAAGUUGAAGCAAACGAUGGCGAUGGGUGGAGGAUAUCCUCGGUUCAGACAAAGGCUCUUGAACCAGACGGGUGAGCUGCUAUCGGAUGAUGUCGUUCUGAGUCCGCCGGUGGAUUUGCAGCUGGUGAUUCUGGAGUGUUUGCCUGCUGAAACUCAGCAAGAUACCGCCUUCAUCAAGGCCUGUGCCGAGAAUCACAUUGAGGAAGUGGAACGCAUGCUGCAGUGGCCCCAAAAUCCCAAUGCGACUGAAGAGCAAGGUGGCUAUACAGCUUUACAUGCUGCAUCACAAGAAGGCAUGGUGCAGAGUGUGUGCUUGCUGCUGGAAGCCAGAGCAGAUGUAGGCUUGACCACCAGAGGUCAAUUGCCAGUGGUUGAGCUGCUCCUCAGCUCGAAGGCUGCUUUGGACGCUGACCGGACCGAGGAUGGCGCCACCCCGCUGCAUGCGGCUGCGCACGAGGGGCACCUGGAAGUGGUGAGGCUCUUGCUUCGGGAGACGUGGCAGAAAAGAAACACUGGGAGACCAGGCCCUCCCAGUGGGGAGACAGGCACCACGCCCUUGCAUGCAGCAGCCUUCAAGGGCCACUUGGGCGUGCCCAUGGGCACAAUGUUUGAGGAAAGGAGCGACGACGGCGCCACGGCCUUGGUCUUUGCGGCACAAAAUGGACGCCUGGAGCGGUCGGAAGCGGUCGGAUUUAGUGCAGAGGUGAACCGUGCAGAUGACGAUGGCAUGACGCCCCUGCAUGCCUCAGCCUCUGAGGGCCAGCUGGAAGUGGUGCAGGUCUUGUUGAACUUCGGCGCUUGUGGAACUCGUGCACGGAAGGAUGGGGUUACAGCCUCCCAACUGGCAGCUGAGAACGGCCAUUUGGAUAUUGCUCAUUUGCUGGAGUCCUUUCAAAGCUUCAAGAGGAUGCGAGUGGAAACGUUGGUGUGA